Messenger RNA from Acyrthosiphon pisum (pea aphid), 4574 nucleotides. RefSeq lists its product as uncharacterized. NCBI's taxonomy places the organism in Eukaryota, Metazoa, Arthropoda, Insecta, Hemiptera, Aphididae. The transcript has 2 exons. The coding region runs from base 363 to 3311 and encodes 982 amino acids. The record is from RefSeq and is a predicted model, not a curated record.
GCCGUCAUCGCCGCCGCAGCCGCCGUAGCCGCCGCCGGCCAGUGACUCUUACCGGUUUAGUAGCUGCACAGCUGUUUCGUGCGCGUGUUCGUCAAUCGCGGAGCUCGAGGAUUUCGCCAAAUGUUUUGGGAAAUUUUGGGUUGGAUACACAACAUUUAUACAAUAAUACUGUUUUCGUGGGGCGCGGGCUACUGUAUACAAUCGAUUUAUCAAUAUAUUACACGGUUCGUAAACACGAAGCUUAGAUUUAAGCCGAUUCGCAUUUAUGCUGUUUAAUGUGCGGCUCGUUGCCGCAUGAUGCGUACGUCUGGGAAAGUAUCGCACGUUUAUAUUGAUAUGGUGGGACAGACGACUGAAAAAAUAUGAAAGCUUCGCCGGACAAGACUGUGGACACUGACAACGUGGACAACGCCACUGUGGACGCGAACGUGAUCGGCGAUCGUGGCACUGCGGUCCUGGAAUGCGACAACGUGAUUGUACUGUCUUCGGAUUCCGAGGCCGACCAGGAGGAGGCGCGGGUCCGUGAGGAGGUGAAGGAGGAAGAGGAUGAUGAAGUGAGCAGACCACGUAAGUCUAAAAAGAAACAUAAGAAACACCACCACGGGGGCUAUCGUAUCGGGAAAAAACACAAGAAACGACCGAAACAGGGGAGUGGUGCAAUAUUUCUGUGGGCUAAAAAGCAAGAGACGCAAAUACUGAAAGUAUACUGCGAGGAUUACGAUCCGGGUAUCAAACUCACCAAGACCAACGGUGUGUGGAGUUCUUGUCCCAGGUCUAAGGUAUUGGCGGCCGCCCAAUCGCGUUCGUCCGUCUGUGUAGACGUCGGCGAGUCACAAAACGCCUGCGACGAGUCGGUCGAGCAGAAAACACGACCGGACGAUCAAAUUAAAGAAAGUACAAAAUCUGACCAGCCGAUACUCGUCGACCUCAACGACAACUCUAUCGACUUUGUUGACACCAUAUCUAGCGAGGAGGACGACGACGAAGUACAGACCAGGGCCAAAAUCGACCGAGCGCUCGAGAUGAUCGAACGGGACCCGGCAUUGAUGAGCGACGUGAAGAUUCCGUUGCCAACCAUCGACGCGACUGCGGCCAUCAAGUUACCCGAAGGUACGACAAUACACCAGAUCAAGGUCGAGAACGUCGUGAUCAACGGGGCCGUGUCCGGGACGACGCCGCCGUUGUUAUCACCCAAUACGCCGCCGGUGCAGCGCAAGUUGGGCGAGGUGACCAUUACGUCGCAGCAGCAACAGCAAAACGAACCGUUAAACCUGGAAACUGUAAGUAAGCGAUCUGCCUUAGAAAUACGAUUACAGGAGCCGCCGCUUAAGAGAAAACGCGUAGACAAACUGCUUGCGAAAUUGCCGUUGGUCGGCGAUCAGGUAAAACGCGAAUGGGAUCCGCUGUCCGAGCUGAAGGAAGUGCUUUCAGAUCCUGGGUUGUGCGUCCCCGACCCGUUGCUCGUGCCCAAGGCCAGGCUGGCCGCCCUGGUGGCCAGCCCGGCUACUGAAAUCCCGAAACUCUUACGAACGCCGUCGAUGAUGCCACCACCGCUCCCGGACCAUGACCUGUUUGCCGUCUCGCUGUCGCAUCUCCUGACGGUAUUGCAGGAGCAACCGGGCUACACGGAUGACCGCAAAUCGGAAAGCAACCAACCGUCGAACAUUGAUCAAAUGGUGUGGUUGUCGUACCUGUCGAAGGAGAUGGCCGGCGUCGACACCGAUCUGGUAUCCGCCAUUUUAAGCAUCCUACUACCCAACUCGACAACCACUCAACAAUCGUUUAGCUACCCUCGAGAUAAAAGUCAAUGGAACGACAUUUAUUUCGACGGCAAUAUCGAACCACCAUACGGUUCCACGCCCGGCUUCAGAAAAUCUAACGAUUAUUGUGCGUCGGUGUCACCACUUCCGCUGCCGCUGCCGCCGCCGCCGCCGCCGCCGCCACAGCCACAGCCACAGAUAUUACCACCGCCACAGAUAUUACCACCGCCACCACAGCAGUCGCAUACACUGUUAUUACCACCGUCACAGUCACAAAAUAUGUUACCACCACCAAAAGUUUCAGCACAACCUCCAAUAUUAUCACCGCAACAGCCUCAGAAACACCAACAAUCACAACUGUUGCCACCGCCACACGUGCAGCAGCAGGUGUCACGACUUUUGCCCAAGCGCCACAACACGACCCCACAACUUCGGUUGCCGUCACAUCCGCAGCAAACAACACAGCUGUUGACGUCGCGUCCACAGCAGUUAAUUCCGCCACAGCUACAGCAACCGGUCCUGCACCGUCAGUCGAAACGACGGGCUUGUCAAGAGCUGUGCUGCAACGGGUCACUGUCAUCGUGUUACAGGAGUAGCUACUGCCCCAAAUCGGGCAGUUAUAAUUCGUUCACCGCAGCCUCCCCUAAUGGCUGCAAUCAGUUAACCACGACUCCUGCUGCCAGUUGUGUUGGUGGCAAUCCAAAAACAUGUAUCCCGUACGCUGCGCCAGGCGUGAUACCAACUUGUUGCUUUCCAUCGGAAAUCGGUUGCGCGUACAACAGCCAAUCUCCGUCGCCAAUGCCUCCGCGAAAUACAUCCGUAUCGCCUCGCAACCGCGCUCAAUACAACUACCAAUCCGGUCCGGGGCAACAGCUACAGCAGCAGACGGAGGGUGGAAAUGGUGUCGACGGCUGUUGUAUUGGCGUCACCAGCUGUAGCAGUGGCGUCAUCGGUUGCAGUAGUGGCGUCGUUGGCUGUGGAAUUGGCGUCACCGGCUGUAUCAGUGGCGUUACCGGCUGUAGCAGUGGCGUUACUGGCUGUAGCAGUGGCGUUACUGGCUGUAGCAGUGGCGUUACUGGCUGUAGCAAUGGCGUUACUGGCUGUAGCAGUGGCGUUACCGGCUCUAGCAGUGGUAGUGGCGUCGCCGGCAGUAGUAAUGGCGUUUCUGGCAGUAACAGUGGCGUCAACAGCAGUGUUAGUGGUGGCACCGUUAGCGACAUCGCCAUAGACUAUCAAUGUUCGACUACGACCAAUAAACCGAAAACGCCACUGCCGGCGACUCCUACCAGCGGUGACGCCGGUCAGCCGGUGUACAGGCCCAAAAUCAAAGUCAAAGAGCAUUUGAUCGACCCAAACGCGAAACCGAGACUUUUGAACAUCGAAGGUGCCCUUCAUCUGGCUGCAGGGCAUGACCUGUUCAGUUCGUCUCUUUGGCACCCAUUGUUCGGCAGCCAAGCAAAGCCGUACGGCUGUCGGUGGCAAUGGACAACUCCAGUCACCACGUCCGCGUCGACUUCUUCGGACGACACGCCCGCCGACACCAAACGUUGAGCCGGCAAAACCACUGACCGGAGCGACGGGGACGACAAUGUAAUAUAUAUAAUAUAUUAUAUAUAUAUAUGUGUUUAUAUAUAUAAGCAGCGCACCAACAGUAUUUGUUUAUUUAUUUAUUUAUUUAUUAUAUUAUCGUUUACUUGUUUUACGACCCUCCUCGCAUACCCAUUUGGAGGUCUCAUAUAAUAUUAUUAUCUCGAAUAUAUACCCCCUCCCACAUACCCGCCACACAAUCUGGUUGGAUUUGACGUCAACAUUUUUUGUCAAAUACAAUUCCGACAAGACGUGUAUAACUGUAUACUAUAGCAUUGUAUUAUAAUAUAUAAAUAUAUAUAUAUAGGUAUAUAUAUAAAUAACGUUUAAGAUAACGUUGUAUGUUAUAUUAUCAUAUAUAAAAUAUUCCCCUUAGAGUAUAGUUUAAUAAUAUUAUGUAUGUUUGAUGUAUGUAAGUUGUAGUCUAGUAGCGGCCUGUGUCGGCCCGCGAGAAACCGCCGCCGUAGGAAUCGAUUGACCUCGACCUUUGCACUACUUUGCGUAGAGGGAUACGAUCGCUAUAAUACCUUACUGGUUGGGGGACCGACUUCCUCCUAUAGACUUUCCGCUGUCGGUCGUCGCAAUUCCUGCGACUGUAAAAUGUCUGUUUAAACAAUUAUAUAUGUACAUAAUAUUACCAUUGUGUAUAACGUCAUAUUUGUGGUGCUGAAUGAAAAUUCAUUUUCGUCAUAAAAUGUACUGUUAGUUUCUGUUCUUUUAUUGAUUUAUUAUUGUUCUCUUAUUGAUUUAUUAUCGUUCUUUGUAUUAAUUUAUUAUCGUUUGAUAGUUUGUUUUUUAUUCGGAAAACCGUUUACCAUACACGACCACGCAACCACGUGCACGCGGGCGCGCGUGUAUGUAUAUUUGUAUAGCCUGUGUUGAAUUUUUUUUUUGUAAAUUUGUUGUUUAAAACAAAAACCUAUUUUGUUUCUCGUUUAUUUUUUGUGUUACAUAUCAGCUAUUGCUUGGUUAUUUUCUCUGUGUACUUUGGUAUGCUGGAAUUUAUUACAAUUUUAUUGUUUUUUUUUACGUUCUACGUCAAUUAUUUUAGCCAUUGAAUUUUUGGAUUUAAAUAUUUAUUUAUAUCGGUUGAAUGUUGAAUGUCUUGUUUGAAAUAUAUUUUAUUUUACGUAAAUUAUUAUACAUUGAUCCAUAUAAAAUGGAACUUCUUAUUGUGGAAAUGCUGUAUAUUAUAACAAUAUAUUAACAUAUUAUGAUAUAUAAUAA